This is a messenger RNA of Anoplopoma fimbria (sablefish), 834 nucleotides long. RefSeq lists its product as uncharacterized. The record is from RefSeq and is a predicted model, not a curated record. The transcript has 3 exons. The coding region runs from base 339 to 764 and encodes 141 amino acids. NCBI's taxonomy places the organism in Eukaryota, Metazoa, Chordata, Actinopteri, Perciformes, Anoplopomatidae.
CCCACAUGCGACAUCCACUCCUCUCCCACAGACUCCCGAUGUCGUAAUCACUCCAAAGCCGGAUAUGCUUCUUCUGCUGCGGGGAGAAAACGCAAAGGAGGGUUAGAGGACCGCAUUGGGAAAAGAAAAAGGAAAAGAGAGAGAGGAGGAGGAGAGGAGGAGGAGGAGAGAGGGCGGUGCAGAGCUGGAGCUGCUUUUUUAGGCUUUUUUUAUUUUAUUAUAAGGAAGCCACAAAGUUGAUGAAGAGGAGAAAAGGGAUGGUGAAGGUUUUGGCUGCUCCUCACUGCAACUUGCUAUCAGACUCCAGCAGGAAGAAGUGACUGACCAGCAGGCAGGAGAUGCCUCUGCCCCAGGGCAUGCUGCUCUGCCUGGGCUUCGUCCUGAUGACCGCUGGGGGGGUCACGGCCCUGUGCGUCGGGCUGCCCCAGCAGUCCGCCCCACUCUUUGCUCUUGGGUUGUUCCUUGGCAUGGGAGGCGUGGCCCUGCUGGUCAGUGGACUCUGCAUGGCCAUGAAGAACCUGCAGGUGGCAGUGCCCAGACACUCACUCCUGCACCCACGCACGGGCACGCGCUUCAGCCCGCAGCAGGCCCUGGCUAUACAAAGGAGGUUGGACCGAAUUCGUCGAGAGAUGUCGGAGGACUCCGUCAGCAGGGCGCCGGAGCCUGAACCCCCCCUCCCAUCGACCCCCCCGCCCUGGACCAUGGAGCCGCCUCCGUCCUACGACACCGUGAUGAAGAGCCAGGAGCACAGCGACCAGCUUUAACAUCUCACUCUGGCGGUCUUCGUGAUAGUGCCUUUUUUUUAUUUUUUAUUUUUUUUCAAGCAGUUGGUGC